This is a messenger RNA of Mandrillus leucophaeus (drill), 4949 nucleotides long. RefSeq names its product taxilin alpha (gene TXLNA). Lineage: Eukaryota; Metazoa; Chordata; Mammalia; Primates; Cercopithecidae. The record is from RefSeq and is a predicted model, not a curated record. Gene Ontology annotation, molecular function: syntaxin binding. The transcript has 9 exons. The coding region runs from base 150 to 1844 and encodes 564 amino acids.
CUGCCAGGGCCGGCCGGUCCGUUUAAGAAGCUUUGUGCGCCUGCUGUGGGGAUUUUCUGAUCCAGGCUGCGAAGAAUUUCGAAGUCUGGAAAAUAGCAACUGUGUUUGUUUCUAAAGGAUCUUCUCCUGACCCAGCAUCGCUCAUCACAAUGAAGAACCAAGACAAAAAGAACGGGGCUGCCAAACAAUCCAACCCAAAAAGCAGCCCGGGACAACCGGAAGCAGGACCCGAGGGAGCCCAGGAGCGGCCCAGCCAGGCGGCUCCUGCAGCAGAAGCAGAAGGUCCCGGCAGCAGCCAGGCUCCUCGGAAGCCGGAGGGGGCUCAAGCCAAAACGGCUCAGUCUGGGGCCCUUCGUGAUGUCUCUGAGGAGCUGAGUCGCCAAUUGGAAGACAUACUGAGCACAUACUGUGUGGACAGUAACCAGGGGGGGCCUGGCGAGGAUGGGGCACAGGGUGAGCCAGCUGAACCCGAAGAUGCAGAGAAGUCCAGGACCUAUGUGGCAAGGAAUGGGGAGCCUGAACCAACUCCAGUAGUCAAUGGAGAGAAGGAACCCUCCAAAGGGGAUCCAGGCACAGAAGAGAUCCGGCAGAGUGAUGAGGUCGGAGACCGAGACCACCGAAGGCCACAGGAGAAGAAAAAAGCCAAGGGUUUGGGUGAGCAGAGGGUGGCUCUUUGUGAGGCUGGUGAGGGGAGGGAGUUUGGACUUGACGUUCUCUGGACCAGUCUGUUCCGCCAGGAUUCAAAGGAAAACGGAAGGCCUCACAGGAUGCUCACCUGCCCUCCCUAUCCCUGUCCCCAGCUGGAGGAGCACCGGAACUCACAGAAGCAGAUGAAGCUCCUGCAGAAGAAGCAGAGCCAGCUGGUGCAAGAGAAGGACCAUCUGCGUGGUGAGCACAGUAAGGCCGUCCUGGCCCGUAGCAAGCUUGAGAGCCUAUGCCGUGAGCUGCAGCGGCACAACCGCUCCCUCAAGGAAGAAGGUGUGCAGCGGGCCCGGGAGGAGGAGGAGAAGCGCAAGGAGGUGACCUCGCACUUCCAGGUGACACUGAAUGACAUUCAGCUGCAGAUGGAACAGCACAAUGAGCGCAACUCCAAGCUGCGCCAAGAGAACAUGGAGCUGGCUGAGAGGCUCAAGAAGCUGAUUGAGCAGUAUGAGCUGCGAGAGGAGCAUAUCGACAAAGUCUUCAAACACAAGGACCUACAACAGCAGCUGGUGGAUGCCAAGCUCCAGCAGGCCCAGGAGAUGCUAAAGGAGGCAGAAGAGCGGCACCAACGGGAGAAGGAUUUUCUCCUGAAAGAGGCAGUAGAGUCCCAGAGGAUGUGUGAGCUGAUGAAGCAGCAAGAGACCCACCUGAAGCAACAGCUUGCCUUAUACACAGAGAAGUUUGAGGAGUUCCAGAACACACUUUCCAAAAGCAGCGAGGUGUUCACUACAUUCAAGCAGGAGAUGGAAAAGAUGACUAAGAAGAUCAAGAAGCUGGAGAAAGAAACCACCAUGUACCGGUCCCGGUGGGAGAGCAGCAACAAGGCCCUCCUUGAGAUGGCUGAGGAGAAAACAGUCCGGGAUAAAGAACUGGAGGGCCUGCAGGUAAAAAUCCAACGGCUGGAGAAGCUGUGCCGGGCGCUGCAGACAGAGCGCAAUGACCUGAACAAGAGGGUACAGGACCUGAGUGCUGGUGGUCAGGGCUCCCUCACUGACAGUGGCCCUGAAAGGAGGCCAGAGGGGCCUGGGGCUCAAGCACCCAGCUCCCCCAGGGUCACAGAAGCGCCUUGCUGCCCAGGAGCACCGAGCACAGAAGCAUCAGGCCAGACUGGGCCUCAAGAGCCCACCUCUGCCAGAGCCUAGAGAGCCUGGUGCUGGGGCAUGCUGGGAAGGGAGCGGCAGCCCAGCCAGGCCUGGCCCAUAAAAAGCUCCCAUGCUGAGCAGCCCAUUGCUGAAGCCAGGAUGUUCUGACCUGGCUGGCAUCUGACACUUGCAAUUUUGGAUUUUGUGGGUCAGUUUUACGUACAUAUGGCAUAUUGCAAGGCCUCAUGCAUUUAUACCUAUAAGUGUACAGUGGGCUUGCAUUGGGGAUGGGGGUGUGUACAGAUGAAGUCAGUGGCUCCUCUAUCAGCUGAAGAGUCUUGAGAGGGGCUGUCAUCUGUAGCUGCCAUCACAGUGAGUUGGCAGGACAAGUGACUUGAGCAUUUCUCUGCCUGACUUGAGGCUCAGACCCCUCCCUGCCCUUCAGAGCUCAAGACAAGUGAUACACCCAGGUCUUGACUGCAUUUCUCUUGUGAGUAGGGCUUGCUUGGGCAGCUCAGGCCCUCCGAGCUGCUCUGGAGGCUCCUUUGAUUCUCUGGACCUGGAAAAGGUGUCCCUAGGCAGAGACCUGGCAGGGCGCUCAGAGCUGGUGAUUUCCUGCCUAGGAUAAGGGACCUGGAGAAUGUUUCUGUGUGGGACAAUGUGCUGGUCAGGAGCCCCUUGGGCAUCACUUCCCCUGCCCUUUGGUAGUGCCAGGACCAGGCCAAUGAUGCUUCUCAGUAGCCUUAUCAUUCACAGGUGCCUCUCUAGCCUGCACAAAUGAUUGACAAGAGAUCACCCAAAGGAUUAUUUCUGAAGGUCUUUUUUUCUUUUUCUUUUUCUUUUUUCUUUUUCUUUUUUUUUUUUUUUUUUUUUUUUUUUUUUUUUUUUUUUUUUGCACAUGACAGUGUUUGUAUUGAGGAUCUUCCAAGGAAGAGGGGUGCUGUAGCAGUGGUGCCUGGGUACCUGGCCUCCAGUGUCCCACCUCCUUCACCACCCCGCUUGGCUCUUUUGCCAUCUUGGUGCUGAGGUUUCCUGUUUGGUGAGAUCAGGUUGUUUGUUGUAAAAGAAAGGAAAGGGCUUCUGAUGGCUUUGCCACAAGCUUACCUGUGGGUUUUAGUCCUGAGAGGCCACCACCAGUUCCCAUCAGCACUAUCUCCAUGCAGCAGUUGCUGGGCCCCAGGUCCAGCUGCCUCCUUGGCUUCAUGGAUUUUUCUGCUUCCUGCCCCCACCCCCACAUGUGCAAUCCUCAAGAUUUGUCCUGAUUCCAUUUCCUGGCACCUCCCUGCCUGUCCUUGGGGAUUCCACUUCUUCCUGUGUGGGAGCCCAUAGCUGUUGUCUAACAGGUAAGAAAUGAAGUUGAACUAUUGACUGGGCCCUAGAAAUCCAUAAAAUGGCUGCAGACAGUUGUUUCUGUGUCCUGUUCUCCCCCUACCCCAGUACAUAACUGCUAUGUACUGUGUAGAGCCAUUCUAUAUGCUGAAUGUUCUGCUGUUGCAAACUCGCCAGGGUAUUAGCCAGUGUUUGUGCAAAGCAGUUUUCUGGGACAGUAGAAUGACUCAGACCAAGAUGGAUAGGAUGGUUAGGGCUUUGCUUCUUGCUGUUUUUCUUUGAAGCUAGUUCAUUGUCCUGCAGGUCCCUUCAUCUUCCAUACCUAGCCCACUCUUCUAGCCCUUACCUUAAAUCUCUCAGAUAAGUUGGUUCACAAAGAAUGUUAAGUACUGAAUCAUGUGUGACUGAUACCAGAGAUGGUAAAUGAAUGGCACACCAUUUCUCUUUCUCUUGCCCCAGGGCAGGUACCACUGAUCUGCAUCAGAGUUGCCUGCUACUCUCUGGUAUAUCCUUCACAUCUAGGUGCCCUCAAGCAGCUGUGUGAGUGUUGAGAUCUUUGCCAUCACUGGCUGAGAUACUGCUGUCCUGUGAAGUGUUUCCCAUGAUCUUUUUCUUCCCCUUUGAAUCCCUGUAUCUGGAGUAGUCCUUGCCUCUUCCUGCUCCAGUAGGGCCUUUUCCCUACCCCAGCCCCUGUGCCAGGCUAAGCUGAUACAAGAGCAGCCAACCCCACAGAGUGCUAGGCAAGAGAGGUGCAGGGAAGAGGCAGAGGUAUGUACCUUCCCCCUUGAAGAGAGGGGAAAGGCCUACAGUGGCCCACAUAAUUGCCUGACUCACUUCAGCUACCUCUUAAAGCCCGUGGAGGGACUGGAGCUGCUGGAUCCCAGUGUGGUAGUGUGGGAGGCCACAGUGAACAGUGGCCCCAGCUGGGUUUCCCAGGUCAGGAAUGUGGGCCCCAGGCAAGGUGCAGCCUUUGCUCACAGCUCCAUCCAUGUCUAGACCUUCAGGCCAGUCUGCAGAUGUGGGUCCCUACCUUUUUCUUCCUUUCCAUUGACCAAAUCAUAACCAAUCACUACAGCUGCUCUGCUUCUGCUUUCCAAAGUAGCCCAGGUCCUGGGCCAGAUGCAGGGGAGGUGCCUAUCCAUGAGUGAAGGCCAGUGCCUUCCUCAGCCGGGUGGGUCCCACACUUGUGACCUCAGUUUUAGGACCAAGAGCUGUGUUGGUUUCUUAGAUUGCUAGCUUUUCCUCCAGGGGACCACAGCAGGUGAAGCUCAGAGCCAAUGGCUCUGCUAACAGUAAGUUGUUUUCAGGGCCUUGUCCAGCUGAGAGCUUCAUGUCCACCAGAUUCUGAGAGGUGUCAGCAGCACUUUUUUUUUAAAUUUGUUGUUUGUUUUCCAUGAGGUUUUUGGACCAUGGGCUGAGGUCAGGCACUUUCUGUAGGAGAAUGUUAUUUCUGUAAAGAUGGUUAUUUAAUCCUCCUCCAUCCCAUCAUGGCGGCCCUGAGGGCUGACCCGGAGGCCAGUGGAGCUGCCUGGUGUCCACGGGGGAGGGCCAAGGCCUGCUGAGCUGAUUCUCCAGCUGCUGCCCCAGCCCUUCCAUCUUGCAGAGCACAGAGGUGGUCACCCCAGGGACAGCCAGGCACCUGCUCCUCUUACCCUUCUUGGGGGAAGGGGGCUGCCUUCUGUCCCUGUAACUGCUUACCUUAUGGCCCAGCCCGGCCACUCAGACUUGUUUGAAGCUGCACUGGCAGCUUUUUUGUCUCCUUUUGGUAUUCACAACAGCCAGGGACUUCAUUUUGAUGUAUUUUAAACCACAUUAAAUAAAGAGUCUGUUGCCUUA